Messenger RNA from Sclerotinia sclerotiorum 1980 UF-70, 1938 nucleotides. RefSeq lists its product as hypothetical. The coding region runs from base 1 to 1938 and encodes 645 amino acids. Gene Ontology annotation, cellular component: mitochondrion. The transcript is spliced from 5 exons. The record is from RefSeq and is a predicted model, not a curated record. Lineage: Eukaryota; Fungi; Ascomycota; Leotiomycetes; Helotiales; Sclerotiniaceae. Gene Ontology annotation, molecular function: metal ion binding; methylcrotonoyl-CoA carboxylase activity; ATP binding.
AUGAAUAGUACGAGUCCUUUCGCGGUGAAUCUUGGUGCUGCGAAUGCAUAUCUCGAUGGAGAACGAAUUAUAUCUGUGGCAAAGGAACAGGGCUGUGAGGCUUUACAUCCAGGAUAUGGAUUUUUGAGUGAGAAUUCGGCGUUUGCGAAAAGAUGUGUGGAAGAAGGGUUGGUGUUUAUUGGGCCGCCUUGGAAGGCUAUUGAGGCUAUGGGAAAUAAAUCUAGAAGUAAGGAUAUUAUGAUUAAGGCGGGUGUACCUUGUAUACCUGGAUAUCAUGGGGAGAAUCAAGAACCUGAACACCUUUUAAAUGAGGCUCGCAAGAUUGGUUUCCCUGUUAUGGUGAAGGCUGUAAAGGGUGGUGGUGGAAAAGGUAUGCGCAUUGCUCAGACGGAAGGAGAAUUUCUUGAGAAAUUGGAGAGUGCGAAGAGUGAAGGAAGGAAUUCUUUUGGAGAUGAUGUUAUGUUGGUUGAGAAGUAUAUUGCUACGCCAAGACAUAUUGAGGUACAAGUUUUUGCCGAUAAGCAUGGUCAAGCAGUUGCUUUGGGUGAGAGGGAUUGUAGUUUACAAAGACGGCAUCAAAAGAUCUUGGAAGAGGCGCCGGCACCAAAUUUAGCUGAGGAUAUUCGUCAGGAUCUUUGGGAGAAAGCUAGAGCUGCUGCGCUUGCUGUUGGAUAUGAGGGUGCAGGUACAGUUGAAUUUAUAUUCGACAAUGAUACUAAUGAGUUUUUCUUCAUGGAAAUGAACACUAGGCUACAGGUCGAACAUCCUGUUACUGAAGAAAUCACUGGAGAAGAUCUCGUAUCAUGGCAAUUCAAAGUUGCUGCCGGUGAACCAUUACCACUCAAUCAAGAAACGAUAGCUCAAAGAAUAUCUGAACGUGGAUGGGCCCUUGAAGCUCGGAUAUAUGCCGAGAAUCCAGAUCAAAAUUUCAUGCCUGAUUCUGGCAAGCUUGUUCAUUUACGAACACCUAAACUAUCGGAAAGUGUGCGAAUAGACGCAGGUUUCGUACAAGGGGAUACAGUCUCAUCUAACUAUGAUGGUAUGAUUGCAAAACUUAUCGUGAGCGGCCCGACUCGAGAAGUUGCCAUACGAAAACUUCAUGCAGCUUUACAAAAUUACGAAGUAGUUGGUCUAAGUACCAAUAUCGAGUUUUUGAAGAAAAUUUGCAAAAGCCCUGCUUUCAUUCGAGGUGAUGUUGAAACUGGAUACAUACAAAAACACCACGAUGAGCUUUUCACGAAUGAGAUCAUUGAGCCUGAAGCAUUUGCUCAAGCUGCUUUGGGUAUCUUAUCUCAAGAACUUUCCGCCGCGAGCUCAAAGUCAACUCAAGGUCCUCAUGGUGAAGCCAUUGGUUUUAAUUCUCACAUUCAACGCGAAUUUAGUUUCACAAAACCUAUCAUCCAACCAUCAAGUGAUAAACCAGACAUAUACCACGUAACCAUCGAUCAAUCCGACCGCAACUUAUACGACCUCACGGUCAAAGGACCCAAUAUUGAAAAAUCAUACACAAAUGUCAUCAGUGAACCAAAAUCCCCUACUAUCUCAACAUUCUUCCCACAUACCAGAAUUGAGAGUACGUUGAUCCGACAAGAUGACAAGAUCACACUCUUUCAACAAGGAAAACAGAUACAGCUGCAAUUGGCGACGCCGGGAUGGUAUGAGAAAGCAUUGGGCUUGAAGGAUGUGAGGAAUAGUGUGGUGGCUCCGAUGCCAUGUAAGGUUUUGAGAAAUGAGGUUAGAGAAGGAGAUGAGGUAGAGGAGGGACAGGCAUUGGUUGUCAUCGAGAGUAUGAAGAUGGAAACGGUGAUUCGAAGUCCACAGAAAGGAGUCGUUGCUAAAUUGGUGCAUAAGGAAGGGGAUAUCUGUAAAGCGGGUACUGUGCUUGUGCUUUUUGAAGAGGUGAGUUGUAUCCUUUCUUUCUGCUUUCCUGGAUCUUGA